GAGCGCAGGAGCUGCCCAGGACUGUGGUCCUGAAAGCUCCAGCCCGGGAACUGACCAGGGAGAGGAGGUACUGAAGACCGACUAACCCUGUUGCAGCGGGAGCAUCGCCCCAAGAACUCCAAGGAAGGAGUAAAACAAUUAGCAGCCAGAGAGACCAGACCUGGUGGCACUCCUGAGAGGCAGUGUCCUGGUUUAACAUGGAUCGAUAAAAGCACCUCCUUCUCCUGUGACCUGGAUGGUCCGGGAAACUUGGCUUCUCUGAGUCUCCUCCAGGGCGCAGAUUCACAGAGUUCACUUCACGCCAGGCACUACGACUGCCAAAGGAUCUAGAAAUGGCAAAAACGUAUGUAAAAGCCAAGGAGAUGACAGAGUUGGUCAACACACCAUCUUGGAUGGACAAAGAUCUGGGUUCUCAGAAUGAGAUGAAGGAGGAGGAGAGAAGACCAGCUGCUUACGGGAUGCUUGGAAGCUUAGCUGAAGAACAUGACAGUAUUGAGGAAGAAGAAGAGGAGGAAGAGGAUGGGGAGAAGCCUAAGAGAAGAGGUCCCAAGAAAAAGAAGAUGACAAAAGCUCGCCUGGAGAGGUUCAAGGCUCGAAGAGUCAAGGCCAAUGCUAGAGAACGGACACGGAUGCAUGGCCUGAAUGAUGCUCUGGACAACCUGAGGAGAGUUAUGCCAUGUUACUCUAAGACCCAAAAGCUUUCCAAGAUAGAAACACUUAGACUGGCUAGGAACUAUAUUUGGGCUUUGUCUGAGGUCCUGGAAACUGGCCAAACACCAGAAGGGAAGGGCUUUGUGGAGAUGCUCUGUAGAGGGCUCUCUCAGCCCACAAGCAAUCUGGUGGCUGGAUGCCUCCAACUGGGUCCUCAGUCUGUUCUGGAGAAGCAUGAAGAGAAAUCCCCUGUUUGUGACUCUGCCAUUUCUGUCCACAACUUCAAUUACCAGUCUCCCGGGCUCCCCAGCCCUCCUUAUGGCCAUAUGGAAACACAUCUUAUUAAUCUCAAACCCCCAGUGUUCAAGAGUUUGGGAGAAUCAUCCUUUGGGAGUCAUCCACCUGACUGCAGUACACCACCUUAUGAGGGCCCACUCACUCCACCCCUGAGUAUCAGUGGGAACUUUUCCUUGAAGCAAGAUGGCUCCCCUGAUCUGGAUAAACCCUACAGCUUCAUGCCACAUUACCCCUCUGCAAGUCUCAGCUCAGGGCAUGUGCAUGCAACUCCCUUUCAGGCUGGUACCCUUCGCUAUGAUAUUCCCAUAGAUACGUCCUAUGACUCCUACCCCCACCAUGGCAUUGGGGCUCAACUCAAUACAAUCUUCACUGAGUAGAGCAGUAAGAUCAGAAUUUCAGAGGGUGAUGUGGAGAUGCUUUCCAUAAUACAAAUGGUUGAGCUGAAGAUUCAAUGACCUUAAAGGAACCCGUUAGACAUAUAUAGAAUACAUUAGUGCCAGUCCAUUUAGGCCCUCCUACAUCUGUCACUCUCUAUUUUUACCAACUUCUCAAAAUGUAUUGAUUUCUUUAUUUAGGGUCCUCAAGAGAAAUGAUUUGAUUGUUUACAAUCAUGUGGAAAUAGAACAGAAUUCAUAGGUCCUAUUUUGGUGGGGCCAAUAACUUAUUGAAUAAUCUAUGCCAAUUCAUUUUCCAUUUCUGGACUCUUUUUUACUUACUGGUAAAAAUCAGGAAAUUGUUCUAAAUCUAGAUGAUUUCUAAAAUCCUUGGCAGUUCUGAAAUUCUUUAACAUUGGUGACCACUUUUAUAAACUUCUUGAAACUAAAAGGACAAAGGAAUGGUAGGAAAUGGACACUAUAUGUCAAUGAUCAAACAGAGCUGCCUAAGGAGCACAAGGUGCAUGACUCUUGGGAAAUUAAUGGUUGGACUUCUUUGCAUCCAGAGGCUAAAAGUCCAAGUUGGUUGUCACUGUGAAUAACAAAGCAUGCUCUUGUUGGGAUGAAAGUUGAACAUAACUUCCUUGAUGAUUGAUAACAUUCCAAAAGCACUUUUAUUUCUACUAGAGAUAGGGCAAUAAAGUCACUGAAACCUCAGAUUCCUAUGGCAAAUAGGACUUAGAGAAGUUAUCUAGACCACUUCAUGGCAUGCAUACCAGAGGGCUCUGGAAAUUCUGAUGAAGCUCAGGGCCUGUUAUUGGAAUAAGCUAACAACACAAGUCACAUUCAAGAGCAAUAAAUUGGCUAUUGGCUAUAUUAACUAUAGCUGCUCAUAGGGAAACCUCUAG
Pipistrellus kuhlii (Kuhl's pipistrelle) is the source of this 2230-nucleotide messenger RNA. RefSeq names its product neuronal differentiation 4 (gene NEUROD4). The record is from RefSeq and is a predicted model, not a curated record. Lineage: Eukaryota; Metazoa; Chordata; Mammalia; Chiroptera; Vespertilionidae. Gene Ontology annotation, molecular function: protein dimerization activity. The transcript is spliced from 2 exons. The coding region runs from base 333 to 1325 and encodes 330 amino acids. Gene Ontology annotation, biological process: regulation of DNA-templated transcription; nervous system development.